Messenger RNA from Elgaria multicarinata webbii, 801 nucleotides. It is a transcript of the gene PRR18, whose product is annotated as proline rich 18. NCBI's taxonomy places the organism in Eukaryota, Metazoa, Chordata, Lepidosauria, Squamata, Anguidae. The transcript has a single exon. The record is from RefSeq and is a predicted model, not a curated record. The coding region runs from base 1 to 801 and encodes 266 amino acids.
AUGUCCCUGCCUCCUAUCGCGCCACCACCUGCUGCCGCCCCGCGACUACAGCCUCGCAAGCAGCAACAGCCGCCGCCGCCGCCGGCCGCGGCUCCCCGAAAGGCGGCGGCGGCACCGCUUGCGCCAGCCAAGCCGCCUCGGAAAGGUCGCGGGGCGCCUGCGGAGCAGCGUUCCGGCGCCUUCUCUAGCUCUUGGCCCAGCGCUGCUCUCCAGAAGCAGGUGUCGCGCAGCCGAGCAGCCGCCCAAGGCAGCAGGAACCCGCCGGCGCCCCCCGCAGCGACAGCGGCCGCAACAAUCGCUUUGGCUGCUCCCCACUCUCUCGCCCGGGGCCGCUCCGUCUUGGGGCCGCCGGGCUCGGGCACGCGCUCCUGCGAGAGCCUUUGCGCAGCGCCAGGCGGGCGCGGGGAGGCCGCCGCCGCGCUGCGCUUUUCGCUCAGCCUUCCCCCGGAGGCGAUCCGGGUGCUGCAGCGCCGGAGCCUGGAGCAGCAGCACCAGCAGCGACAACGCGGGCGGACGCCCCGCUCCGCCUCCCCCGACGCCGCGAAGCGCCCCCUGGCGGGAGGCUCGGCCGCCGCCGGCGACUUGCGCGCCCUGCUCCAGGUGUCGCUGCUCAAUGAGCGCCACCGCUACGACGACGUGGAGUACGAGGAGGAGGAAGAGGCGGCGGGCGGGCCUGGAGCCCCCGCGGCGGACGAAGGGCUGGUGCGGAAGUGCACGGAAUGGCUUCGAGGCGUGGAGAGCGCUGUUGCCCGGGACCGGGCCGACAAGCUGGACACGCUGCCGCACUUGAGCACGCUCUGA